ACCCUUCUCUAAACGGUUGUUUAUUUUACAGCAAGAGAAGCCCAUUCAGAUGUUUGCAGCUGACUCAGAGCUACAGACCUCUACUCACUUAAGAGAAAGAUUAUAUUUCAGAAACAGAAAUAAUAAUUUGCAGAGACCAUGAGGUUUAUCUUUAUUGGCUUAAUUUCCCUCUGCAUGCUGAUGAAUCCAUUAACAGAUGCCCGGCCAGUACAGGAUGAAGACGACCCGUAUCAGGAACCUGCAGCCCUGCCAUACUGGCCUUUCUGGUCCAGUGAUUUUUGGUCGUACGUGGAGUAUUUCCGGACUCUGGGAGCAUACAACAGAAUCAACGAAAUGGCCAGAACCCUGUUUGCUCAAUACCCUUUUGGAAAUAACCUUGGUUAUGAUGUUCCCUAUCAUGAGCACUAAUGAUUUUUCUCAUUUUGCUAAAGUUAGUGCUGAGACUUUUAAAGAAAUUUACUGCUGCCAGUAAACUUGCCAGAAUUGCCCAUUCAGUCUGUUAUGUUGUUUCAAUGUUUUCAAACAUUUGAGUAUCCUUAUAUUGUAUAGCGUUUCCAUGUUUGUAAAAUGGCAGACAAUUAGUCCGGCUUUUCCUUUCAAUACAGUGUAUUCUUUUGUGCAAAAAUAAAUAAUUCAUUGAUUUCAA
Messenger RNA from Caretta caretta (loggerhead turtle), 646 nucleotides. It is a transcript of the gene OTOS, whose product is annotated as otospiralin. Lineage: Eukaryota; Metazoa; Chordata; Testudines; Cheloniidae. Gene Ontology annotation, biological process: sensory perception of sound. The record is from RefSeq and is a predicted model, not a curated record.